Messenger RNA from Aspergillus campestris IBT 28561, 2101 nucleotides. Its product is annotated as splicing factor u2af large subunit. Gene Ontology annotation, cellular component: commitment complex; U2AF complex; nuclear speck. Gene Ontology annotation, biological process: mRNA processing. NCBI's taxonomy places the organism in Eukaryota, Fungi, Ascomycota, Eurotiomycetes, Eurotiales, Aspergillaceae. Bases 65 to 1786 code for a protein of 573 amino acids. The transcript has 6 exons. The record is from RefSeq and is a predicted model, not a curated record. Gene Ontology annotation, molecular function: pre-mRNA 3'-splice site binding; poly-pyrimidine tract binding.
CCGCAGUUUGCUUUGGACACUUGGCGAAGGGGAACAGCGCGUCCGGACAGAUUAUUCCAUCAGGAUGAACGGGGAUACGUACUCUUCCAGAGGUGAGUCUGACAUGGUCGAGUACGGAGCUCACCAGGGGGCUAAUAAGCCGGUCGCAGACUCUGGUCGCCCUAGGGACUACUACCGCGACGAACGCCGUGAACGCGGUGGUGACAGAGGCGAGAGAGGCGGACGCGGAGAGAGAAGACGCUCGCGGUCGCCCCACUACGGCCGAAGCUCCCGACGCGAGUACGAGGCCGACUCGUAUUCGUCCAGCCGCGACUACCGCGCCAGAGAACGAGAGGACCGCUACUCCAGCCGGAGAGACGAUCGGGAAUGGGACCGGGACCGUGGUGCCGACCGCCGGCGCAGGGACGAUGAUCGGCCGCCCCGACGGGAGCGUGAUAGAGAUCUCUUCGAGGAGCGACCGCGACGGGAGAGGGAGCGAGGAGACCGCGACCGUGAGGGUGACCGUGACCGUGAGAACCGGAGGGAGCGCAGAAGGAGUGCCACACCUCCCCCGCGCAAGAGGGAGGCCACGCCCGACCUGACGAAUGUGGCCUCGGUGCUGGAUCGGAAACGUCGUCUGACGCAAUGGGAUAUCAAGCCUCCUGGGUAUGAGAACGUGACGGCGGAGCAGGCUAAGCUUUCAGGGAUGUUCCCUCUUCCUGGCGCGCCUCGCCAGCAACCUAUGGAUCCCAGCCGCCUGCAGGCUUUCAUGAACCAACCCGAAGGCGGAUCGGCCGAGAACACCACGCUCAAGCCGUCCAACUCGCGCCAGGCGAAGCGUCUGUUUGUCUACAACGUUCCCCCGACUGCUACCGGCGAGACUAUCUUGUCGUUCUUCAAUGUCCAGCUCAACGGCCUCAAUGUCAUCCAGAGCGUGGACCCCUGCAUUUCCGCGCAAGUGUCCGACGACCGGAGCUACGCUUUGCUGGAGUUCAAGACGCCGAGCGAUGCCACCGUUGCCCUCGCGUUUGAUGGGAUCCAGAUGGAGGAACACCAGACUAUGGGCGAAAAAGGCGCGCAGGGACUUGAGGUCCGCCGACCCAAGGACUACAUCCUCCCUAGCGCGCCGGAACAGGAGUACCAGGAGGGCGUGCUGCUCAACGAGGUUCCCGACUCGCCCAACAAGAUCUGCGUGUCCAACAUCCCGCAUUACAUCCCGGAGGAGCCCGUGACGAUGCUGCUCAAGUCGUUUGGCGAGCUCAAAUCGUUCGUGUUGGUCAAGGAUAGCACCACGGAGGAGUCACGAGGCAUUGCGUUCUGCGAGUACGCCGACCCCGCCGCUACGAGCAUCGCCGUGGAAGGACUCAACGGAAUGGAGCUGGGCGAUAGACACCUGAAGGUGGUGCGUGCCAGCAUCGGCAUGACGCAGGCCGCGGGUCUAGAUAUGGGCGUCAAUGCCAUGUCGAUGUUUGCCAAGACGACGUCGCAGGAUCUGGAAACCAGCCGCGUGCUGCAGCUGCUGAACAUGGUGACACCGGAGGAGUUGAUGGACCCUGAUGACUACGAUGAAAUCUGCGACGACGUCCGCGAGGAGUGCUCCAAGUACGGCCAGAUUGUCGAUCUCAAGGUGCCACGCCCGUCCGGCGGAAGCCGACAGUCUCCCGGCGUCGGCAAGAUCUUUGUCAAGUUCGACACGGUGGAAUCCACAACAGCAGCGUUGAAGGCGCUGGCUGGGAGAAAAUUCUCCGACCGAACCGUGGUGACGACGUACUACAGCGAAGAAAACUUCGACGUGAGCGCCUGGUAAUGUCAAAAGGAAACGGAAAAGCGAAAACAAACAGUAUGAUAAGGGCUGAAAAGAAUGAACGUAUUCUGUCGUAUUAAUUGCUAUGGUCGAUCCGAUUCCGAUUCCACUUCCUGUUUUUCUUUAUUUCUUUUCUUCCCUUGCGCGCCUAAUUUGACCAGCUAGCUGGAUAUGACAGCGGCCAUAACACAGACCGACAGACCGACAGACCGACAGCAGUGACGAAGUAGGCUGACUGGAUAUCCAGCGGGUCGCUGGCCAGGCUUGGCUUUUUUAUGAUGUACCAUAGCGGGAGAUGAUAACAUUGGACUAUUUGCU